CCCAGCACCCGAAAGCCGUGCGAGCAGCCGGGUGGGCUGAGGGGGCGGCGGCGUGGGAGCCGGGGAAGUUAGGGAGACGCGGCCAGCUCUGCGAUCCUGAGCAGCGCUCAAGCCCCGGGGACCGCGGGGCCAGGCAGACCCCGCUUCCCGACGCCCCGGGGCCCGCAGCCGUCGUAUUUUGUCCUCUUGCCUGGAGGUAUUUAAGCGUAUAAAAUGUCAUCUGUCAAGCCCCUAGUUUAUGCGGUUAUUCGUUUCCUGAGGGAGCAAAGCCAGAUGGAUGCAUACACGUCUGACGAACAAGAAAGUUUGGAAGUUGCAAUUCAGUGCUUGGAGACAGUUUUUAAGAUCAGUCCAGAAGAUACACAUCUAGCAGUUUCACAGCCUUUGACAGAAAUAUUCACAAACUCCAUCUGUAAGAAUGACAUAAUGCCCCUUUCAAACUCGGUGCCUGAAGAUGUGGGAAAGGCCGAUCAACUGAAGGAUGAAGGCAACAACCACAUGAAGGAAGAGAACUACGCCGCCGCGGUGGCUUGUUACACGCAGGCGAUAGAGCUGGACCCCAACAAUGCAGUGUUUUACUGCAACAGGGCUGCUGCUCAAAGCAAAUUAAACCACUACACAGAUGCAAUAAAGGACUGUGAGAAAGCAAUAGCAAUUGAUUCCAAAUACAGCAAGGCCUAUGGAAGAAUGGGGCUGGCCCUCACUGCCAUGAAUAAGUUUGAAGAGGCGGUUACAAGCUACCAGAAGGCCCUGGAUCUAGAUCCUGAAAACGACUCCUAUAAGUCAAAUCUGAAAAUAGCAGAACAGAAGUUAAGAGAGGUAUCUAGUCCUACAGGAACUGGGCUGAGCUUUGACAUGGCCAGCUUGAUAAAUAACCCAGCAUUCAUCACCAUGGCUGCAAGUUUAAUGCAGAACCCUCAAGUUCAACAGCUAAUGUCAGGAAUGAUGACAAAUGCCAUUGGAGGACCCGCUGCUGGAGUUGGAGGCCUAACGGACCUGUCUAGCCUUAUCCAAGCGGGGCAGCAGUUUGCUCAGCAGAUACAGCAGCAGAACCCCGAACUCAUACAGCAGCUGAGAAGUCACAUCCGCAGCAGGCCCUUCAGCAGCAGCGCGGAAGAACAUUCCUGACGGACCCCAGUACAGUGCUCUGUGGCUCUGACGUCUACACUUGUAGACAACAGCCAGAAACAAAGUAACAAAACCACACCCUAUACAAUGCCUGGAAAUAAUGGAGGAAAGUCUCUUGUAUAAACCUGAGAGAAAACAUCUGUUUAGAUAAUAGUUUAUCACAAGCAGACAUGAACAUAAUAUCAACUCCUUUGGAAACAUGAUCAGUAGCCUUGUUAAGUACUAAGCCUUGGACAAGGGCCCGUCCAUUUUAAAACUUUUAUCAUAUUGUGUAUUAGACUUAGUACAGAGGAUAUUUAUUGAAUAGUAGGGCUAUUUAUUGGAAAGUUUUUUAGCUGCAGGCUUCCCUAGACAGUGGUUUUUAAGAGGGGUGAUGCCUAAGUGCAAAGAGUUCCCAUGCUGAUUUAGAAGAAAUGUGCGUGGCUGCACGCCAGGAGAGAAGCUUUGGCAUGUUUUACCCAUGUCUUGCGGGUACCGGUACUCUCUGGCGGCUUGUCUGCUGACAGGGAGUCUUCUGAACUGGCAGGAAGCCAUGCUUCAAAGCGAUGCUUUGAAGAUACUGUGAAUGUACAGAAAGCAAAGGUAGUAUGCUCAGGUUUUCUGCAUAGAUUUUUAACUAACCUUGUCUGUAGCUUAGUGCUGCUAGCGUUCGCAUGACCAGUUAAGUACAUAAUGAAACAUACUUAGAAAUCCUUCAUGGUACAACUGCUCCAUUGAGUCGUCACAGUUUCGUUGGUGGUAAACUUACCUAGGGCAGUAUCUACUCACAUCUUAAAAAGCCACUGACUUGACCCCAAAUUAUGGGUUUUCUAAGUAGAAUUUAAUUAUGUGCCCAUCAACAAUGAUUUUUUUUUUUUUUUUUUUUUUUUACUUUACCAUCAUUUGGUGGCUAUAAAACAACAUCUCUAACGUUGCUCAUUUGUGUAGUCCUCUGCUGCAGUUUGGCUUGGCAUGCCAGUCUUAUGCUUAAUUUUAAUUUAUUGCAAUUUAACUAUAACAAGAGACUUCAAAUAUCUUACUUUAAAUUGGAUGCAUUACCGUGCAUCUGGCAUCUGGCUAGUGGAAAGAAAGGCAUGAGGCUAAUGGUAUGACUGUAGGCUCAUUGAUGGAUGAGAAAGGCCCAGUUUCAAAAGGAACUUGCUUAUUAAUCAAAACUUUGGUUAAAUGGGGCUGGUGUGUAAUGGUUUUACAAGUGAUGAGGGAAAGGUGGAAAAAAAAGUAAUUUAAAAUUAAUGAGGUGGUAGGGCCUUUCCACAACUGUUCUCAGUCUAUGUGAACAGUAUCCUGAGGUUUCAAAGCUAACCUUUUUUUUCCUUUUGUGAGACAGUGGUUGUGUAAUUUCACUAUAACCACCAAGUGGGGGAAAUUAAUUAAAAAUUCAGGUCUAGGAUCAUAUAGUCAUUUGGUUUAGAUCACCAUUUUAAGCAGCACACCAUGCAGUUAGAACUCAACUUUAGAACAGCAUGAGGUUAGAGGUCUCUCCUUAAGUAGCCAGCAAGCACCUCGGCCCAGGCUCGCAUAGUACAGACAUGAAAUAGUUCCAGUAGAGAACAGGUCCUAGAUACGAGGGCCCUGUGCAUAAGCUGUUCCAUUCAGGGUCUCGUGUUUUUUACACAGAAGUACCGACUGGUUGCACAAAGGCUGUGAUUAUGAUCAAAGAAAAUGUGGAGCUGGCACUGAACUGAAGAACAGUCAUCCUACAUUGAAUAUGUUAAUAAUCUUAGAAUAUGCUUAGUUCAGUAAAAUUGGUGAGUCCUCAGUGUACCGACUAGGAAACAGAAAAUACAAAUUAACAGUAUCAGAGAUGAAGCUGACAGUGCUGCCUAGUAUGUGAGAUCAUGGGUUCCAUCCCAUCACUGUGUUAAAAGAGAAAAAAGUAGAAACAAGAGCAGAUACACUGAAAAGAUCCUGUGGCUAUUCAAAGGAAAAGUAGAGAGACCGGGAGCAUAGUUCAGUUGGUCGCGCCUGCCUCGCAUGCGUGAAGCCCUGGGUUACCCCUUCCCUGCACUGCAUGGAACUGGAAUAGCAGUGUGCACCUGGAGUCCCCGCACGUGGGAGGUAGAAGCAGGACCAGGAAUUCCACCUCAUUGCUGGCUACACAGUGAUAUGGUGAUAACAAAAACACCCCAAUCGAAAACACAACAGCUUAAACAAAAAAGACAAUUAGAAAACUGACUUGCUCUAGAUUUUUGUAUUUAACAACUCUGGGAAACAAAUCUUUGUGAGGACUUAGAUAACCUGAGUAGGCCUGUCCUUGUUAAGAAAUUUCAGUACUUUACAAGAAAAAAAAAAAAAAAAAAAAAAAAGAUAGGUUCAGAUGAUUUCAGUGGCCAACCCUAUCAAAGUCUUAGGAGAGACUAAUAUCCAUGCUGCACAACUCUUUUUUUUUCAGAAAACAGGUGAGGAAGAAAUAGUCCCCAACUCAUUCGAGCAGUAAUACCCUGGUAAGAAUUAAAAAACAGCUCUCACUAGCAGCUUUGGAACAGUCUUCAUGUGCUAAUGCCCUUAGCUGAAGGUACCUCUUCUUUUACACGAAACACAAUAACUGGUGAUUCUUCCAUUUCACUUUCCUAGUUUUGUUUCUUUGGGAACGAACAGACGGCCAGAUGUUGCUUUCCACUUCCAUGGAGUUCCUUCCUAUUCAGGUCUCUCCAUCA
Molecule: messenger RNA, 3785 nt
Organism: Psammomys obesus (fat sand rat)
Lineage: Eukaryota; Metazoa; Chordata; Mammalia; Rodentia; Muridae
Gene: Sgtb
Product: small glutamine rich tetratricopeptide repeat co-chaperone beta
Exons: 11
Coding region: 214-1128 (304 amino acids)
Biological process (GO): post-translational protein targeting to endoplasmic reticulum membrane
Cellular component (GO): TRC complex; membrane
Molecular function (GO): protein binding; molecular adaptor activity
Source: RefSeq, a predicted model, not a curated record